Molecule: messenger RNA, 1290 nt
Organism: Symbiodinium necroappetens
Lineage: Eukaryota; Dinophyceae; Suessiales; Symbiodiniaceae
Source: the annotation of a GenBank genome assembly
AUGGCGCGUAUCAGACACCUGGUGCUUUUGUCCCUAACUGCUCUCUCCAUCGCAGCCGAGGAAACCCAGUGGUCGACCGUCCGAGUGAAGGGCGACGGCCGGGGAGAUGGUCACGCCCACGUCAUCGGCGAUGUGGGCACCGCCACAGUAACCGUGUCGCAGGCCUCGCAGGAUGCCGUGCAUGACCGUGUGCAUCAUGUUCACCAUGUCACGUACAGUGACGAUCCUCCAGAGCAUCUACACGAGUACGUGGUGCAUGACCGUGUGCAUCAUGUGCACCAUGUCACGUACAGUGACGAUCCUCCAGAGCAUCGACACGAGUAUGCGACAUAUGCGGACAGGGUUCCGGGCGAAGCCAAGCCGGACUGGUCGCACGUGUACUUGUCACAGCAACACCUUGAUCCCUCGAAGGUCCCAGCCGAGUGGAUGGACGACACCGGCAAGGACACGCAAAUCAUCCACGAUCACCAUAUCAUCUUCGACGAUUUGCCCGCGGUCCAUCAUGUGCAGCACAUCGUCCACCAUCACUACGACCAAGCGCAGGCUCCUGCGCCAAAGUACACGUGCGAUGGGCGAGAAACGCAGUUUGAUGAUUGCCCAGACCAAACAAGGUGUGUCGCCUGCACUCCUGUGGACUGCCUCUUCACUGAGUGGAGCAGGUGGUACGAUGGUGCUGGCUGUAUAGGCCUCCGAUUCCGACACAGAAGCAUCCAGGUGCGGAACAACGAAUGCGGCUUGCCAUGCUAUGGAUCCAAGAUGGAAUCCGAGCUCUUGGCAGAGCCGAAGCCAGAAUGCUUGAAGAAGCAGCAGGACUGCGUGUUUUCCUCGUGGAGCCAGUGGAGCGUCUGCAAGAGCCAAGUGGAUCAGGCGAUACGGGAACGUCACAUCGACCGAGAGCCACUUCACAACGGCGAGCCCUGCAAGGGCAGCAGCAAGGAGACGCGACCCUGUGGUGGUCCAGAGCCGAUGCCCUGCAUCUUGUCGGAUUGGCACGAGUGGACACCUUGCAGUGCGACUUGCGGUGAGGGUCGACACGCCCGCAUGCGGCGGGUGAAAAACGAGGAUUACUUGAGCGGCCAGACCUGCGACGAUGCCUUGAUGGAGACCAAGGAAUGCUCAGUUUCGUCUUGCCCCUCGCAGGACUGCUCCAUUAGCACGUGGUCCGAGUGGUCACCAUGUGGCCGCCAAUCCCUCCAGAAAACGAGGAACCGUGUGGUGCUGGUCAGCCCCGAGGGCUCAGGUAUGGGAUGCAAUGUCUCGCUCAUGGAGGCCGAUGCCUGUGCCCCGCAG